AUGGAACUCAAGAAUGACAGUCUUGGACGACGAGAUCAAUGUCUUGGAUGUAGGCAAUGUCCACAGUGAAGCAGGCAAAACUUGCCUGAUGUCAUUGCUAUAGCCAUGGACGCCGCUAUAAUGCCACUCGGAGUACCAGAGAUGGGCAGCCAUUACCUUAAGAACAGCGAGAAGUGUACAAGGAUUACCUUGAUUCCGUGCUGCUUCUGGGGUUUUGCCCCCAGUAAUGAACAUCUUCUUAAUAGGGAGGAGGACCAUGGUCCUGUUGGGCUCUGGUGGCUCAGUUGGGCUGUUGAUUGGGUUGACUUUGCAAGCCUAUGUCCAUUCUCAACUUCAGAUGGGAUUGGUGAGCAGAAUAAGUGAAAAGCCAAGGUCUGUCUCUAGAUGCCCCUUUUUAGCUUAAAGUUGCUUUCUUUUAGAGCUAAUGAUAUGGUAUAUUUACAUAUUACUUGUGUAGUGUUAUUAUUGUUUUGAAUAUGGAAGAUGUUAAAUUUAUAUUGUAGAGUUUUAUUUCUAUGCAUUGUUUACUUUUUUGUUGCCCUUGUCAUCAAGAAGUCUUGUUUUGGUAGUGAAUUCAAUAAUGCACAGUAAUACCA
Molecule: messenger RNA, 596 nt
Organism: Rubroshorea leprosula
Lineage: Eukaryota; Viridiplantae; Streptophyta; Magnoliopsida; Malvales; Dipterocarpaceae
Source: the annotation of a GenBank genome assembly